AUGUAGUGGGACAAAGCAAAAAUAUCUAAGCUUUAAGAGAAGGAAUCCAAUUCCAAAAUGCACAAAAUUGUACCUUUCUAGUUGAUAAUUACUAGGAUUUCAAGAAGUGGCACAUUUAGUGAAGUUCUCAUUUGUUGGGCUAAAGUAGAGCUCUACCACCGACUCACUCCUCUCAUACAACACAACACACUGAAAUCUGCAAGAUUUAACCCAAAAAAACCCCAUUUUGAUACUCCACAAAACAAGAAAAAAAUUCCAUUUUAAUUGCUGUUACUGAAGAAGAACAGAUAAAGAAGAGAUGAAUUGAAGGGUAGCUAUUGAUUUGAAGAAAAGUUGAGACCUUUUAGGUGGUUGUUUGUAAUGGAAAAACAGAAUAUCUCAGAAACCCUAGUGGAGGGUUCUGUGGAAUGUAAACCAGUUUUAAGUCAAAAUUCAGAUGGUAAAACCCUAGAAGAGGUUUCUGUUCUACCUAGCUUAAGUGAGAGUUGUGCUGUUUCUGAGUUGGUCACAGUCACAGAGGUUCCAUCAAGUGAAUGUUAUGGUGUUGGAAGUGAUAAUGUGCACAAGAAUAUAGCAAAUGGGGAUGAUGACUCUGAGUUAGUGGGAGUGGGGUUUGAGCCGGAGCUAGUGGAUGGAUAUGAUAACAUUGAUUCAGAGGGAGUUAAGAGUGAGGAGAAGUUAGCAAAUGUGGAUGAUAAUAAUGAUUUAGAGGGUGUUGGUACUGAGCAGAAGCUAGUGGAUGGUCAGGGGACAGUUGAGAGUGAGAGUAAGCUUCUAAAUAUGGAUGAUUAUAAUGGUCUCGAGGGAGUUGAGAACAAGUUUGGAGAUGUGGAUGAUGCUAUUGAUUUAGAGGCACUUGGCCUGGAGAACGAGGAUGUUACUCUUGAGAAUCUGAUGGAAGGAGGGACUUUGAAACAUGAAAAUCAAGAAUUGGGGACAAUAAUUCCAGAAACUAAUGAAAUAAAUGAUGGUGAUGUACCGGCUGCGGAAUCGGGUGCUGAUUUUAAUGAGUCUCAGUAUAAUGGGGUUGAGAAAAUUGGUAUGGUUGAUGCUGUCGAAGCGAUUGACACGUCAAAUGUGCACGUAAAUGAUUCCCCUACAAAGAUAGAAGUUUCUGGAGAUGGUAUUUCUCUGACAGUGGAUGUAUUUGGUCCAUCGGAUGGAAUGUACCCUUUCCAUAAUUCAAGCUAUAAAGAUGUGCAAAUGUUGGGUGGUAAUGGUCCAGAUUGCAUGUUUUCCAUGAAAACUGACAGCCCUAUGGGUGUCAAUGGGAACGAAGCAGAAGGCGAUGUCAGUGAUAAUCAACAACACAAUUUUGCUGUUGGUGACUUAGUAUGGGUAAAAUUGAAGACUGACUUGUGGUGGCCGGGAAUGAUUUGUGAUCCGCACGCAUCGAAAGAUUCUGGGAAGUGUGAUCAAAGGGAUUGGUUCUUUGUUAAGCAUUUUGGUAACACUAAUUCUGUCUGGUGUCGGCCAUUCCAGUUAAAGCCCUUUAUAGAGUAUUUUGCGCUGAUGUCUCGCCAGAAUAAGUCUAGAAGCUUUUAUGGUGCAAUAGAGAAGGCUUUGGGCGAGUUUGGUAGGCGUGUAAAACAGGAGAUGACCUGUUCUUGUUUUUCAAAAGAAAAUCAAGUUGCUGCUCAAAAUUUUCCUUCAAAGGAAGACAGGAGUGGGGGUAGUGUUUUUUCGGUAUCUCAAUUUGAGCCUACAAACUUUCUUGAAUUCAUCAAAUUCCAUGCUUUGGGUCUUCGUAGCCAAGGUAAUAUUGAGUUCACAGUUACUGAGAAUUGCCUAUUGGCCUUUUACAGAUCAAUAGGCCAUAAGCAAUUGCCUUUGUACAAACUCAGGCCAACAAAUAAUCUGAUAUCAGAAAGCAGGGAUGAAGAUCUAGACAAGCUGUCUAGCAGUGAUAGUGUCCUUAAGAGCUGUAGAAGUGGUUCUGAUGAUUGUAAAAUGACUGAGAUGGAGCUGUCUGGCUCAUUGGAAUCUCCUAGAGGAAUGAGGAGCAUGAUAUCCCGUUCCCAUAUUGCGAAUGAAAAUGCCGGAGGAAAAUCUGAAAAAAGUUUCGAGUCAAGAGAACGGAAGAAGAGCAAGUACCUGUCAUAUCCUUAUGUAAACAGUUGGGCCCCCCGUAAGAAUUCACCUGGCCAGGGAGAAUAUGAAACUGAAGAUUGUGAGGAAGUUUCUCCUGGAGGAGUAAAGAGCUCCUCCAAUCCAUCUAUGGUCUCCACUCAAAUUGGUAAUAGCAGUAACAAGAACUCACUAAGGAGAGUGAGGAAAUCUGUUACUGACAAUGGCAUUUGCAAUAAUGCAGAUUUCACUGCUGCCUCUUCAGCAGAGAUUCUCCAAGAACUAUGUCAGACAGCUAUUGAUUGCUUCUUUCCUAUUCAAAGCACGUGUUCCAUUCCAAUCCAGGAUUUUUUCUUGAGUUUUAGAGCAUUCAGAGAUCCUGAAGUUCAGAUGGAUGAAACUACUUUAGGGUGUCGGGAAACUUUCGAGUCUGAUAAUAUUUUGGCCUCUGGAGGAUAUGAUCUGCAAGUUGAAGGACAGCCUCCUCCGAGUGUUCUCCCCAAGAAGAGAGGUAGAAAGAAAAGUGAUGACAUAAAUGCAACUGCUCCCAAGUUUAGUUCUAAAACCAACUUACCCAGGAUGACUGCAGAUAGUACCAGUAUGAAUGGCUCUGUCCUUAUUCAUUCUGUAGAGACAGGACCUGAUACACUCAAAAAGGGAGGAGUUCACAGAAAGAGAAAGAAGGCGACAAUUGCAGCUGUGGUUCAUAAUGAGAUUGGGGUAUUGUGUGGAUUACCAGACUUGAAUGGAAAUAACGCAGGCUUGUCAGUUGAAAAUAUGCAGGUUAUAGGUCCUGCCCCUACUCAAGGUAAACUUGAACCUAAGAGGAGGGGGAGGAAGAAGGAAGAGUUGGUUUCUGAGAAUCUGCCAGAUGUGAGUAAAAGCAACACCCAGUUUAUUCCACUGCUGAAAAGUGUGGAAGUCACUGGCUCGAUACCCUUGGAAGGUGGUCCUCAAACAGAUAACAUGUUGGGGGUACAGGGGGCCUCUUCGCUCCUGAAUGCUGAACUUUUAGCUGGACAACCAAAUGCCAAUGAAAUUCAUGCUGCAUGUAGCUCAUUACCAAAUAAUUCACAGAUCACCGGUCUUGUUUCCUCUGCACAAGCUGAAGGCAAGAAAAGGAAAAUGAAGGAGAAAGCAUUAAAUAUUCAGAAUAAUUCUUCAGCCCUACCAGAUUUGAAUGGACAGGUCACAGAUCAGAAUAUGAAGGGAAAGGAGUUCACAGAAUUGAGUUCUGUCACAGGUCAAGAUAAACCCAAGCAAAAAAGGAGAAGAGCUACUAAAUCUGCUGCCAUUGGGAUACCCAAUUCUAAUGGAGAUCAUAACACACUUCUGUUAUACUUUACACCGGGUUCACCGGUGCCUUCUAAAGAGUAUAUCACUGCUACCUUUGCCAGUUUUGGUCCGCUAGAGGAAUCCAAAAUUCUGUACCUAAAUGAUUCUACUGCCCAGGUUGUCUUUGUAAAGGAUAGUGAUGCUAUGGAAGCCUUGCAGUGUUUACAAAGCAGAAACCCGUUUGGACCUGCCCUUGUCAGUUAUCGCCUCCGUCAUGUUUCAACUUCUGACAACAAACAGACGGCACAUUCUUUUCUGCCCGCGGAUGCACUUCAUCCCCCAGCUGUGCUUUCUGGAGCAGUACCUUCAAAUGGUGAGGGACCUGAUCUGGUCGUCAUAAAACAGAAUCUGGAGUCAAUGACAACAAUGCUUGAGAAGGCUGGUGAUAAUAUUUCCCCUGAGAUGAAAGCCAAGUUGGAAAGCGAGGUGAAAGGCUUCUUGAAAAAGGUGAGCACCAUGGUUGGUUCUUCUUCGUCAUAGUUGAUAAUAAAAUGUUGUAGUUCCUUAGUUGGCAUUGAAACUGUGUAUCUAAUUAAUUAGGAUAUUUAUGCGAGGCUAGUAUCUGUUGUCGAGAACCCCGUGUUUUAUGUCGUCUCGUUUGCUAUUUAUUUUUCAGUAGAACUGCUGGACCUGUUCUAUGUGUUGCUUAGCUGUUGCCUUCUUAUUGAAUGGAUGUUCGACAACCUUAAUGCCUA
Messenger RNA from Solanum dulcamara, 4097 nucleotides. RefSeq lists its product as uncharacterized. The transcript is spliced from 2 exons. Lineage: Eukaryota; Viridiplantae; Streptophyta; Magnoliopsida; Solanales; Solanaceae. The record is from RefSeq and is a predicted model, not a curated record. Bases 361 to 3882 code for a protein of 1173 amino acids. Gene Ontology annotation, molecular function: nucleic acid binding.